UAUUUACAGUUAAAUUUAACCCAUCAUAUCUGCUCGCAGUUGGUGAAAACCGUAGACCUGACCGGACUGACGACCUCGACGUCCCGACUACAAUACCUGGUGGCCGAUUACAGCCAGGACGGAAGAGUGUUUAUCUACGUGUCGGACGCUGCCUCCAGAGCCAUUCUCGUCUACGACGUCACCCUGGGCCGUGGUCAUCGUGUGGUUUUGCCUCAGGCGGUCGCUAUGGGCACAACACGAAGGGACGUUCUAUACCUUGCCCUUCUCCGACGUUCGGACGGCAGCACCUGUUUGAUAUUCACCUACCUGAGCAGCAGCCGUAUGUUCUCGAUCAGGACGGAGCACCUGCGGAAUGGCUCGGCGAACGGGAAGAUCCACGACCUCGGCGCCAAGCCGAAGAAAAUGGUCCUCCUCGGCACGGACAAUGGCAGCGCGCUUUUCUUCCGCUACGAGGGCGAGUCGGACGUUUACCGAUGGGACGCGACCAAUCCGUUCGUCUCACGGUGUUUCGACCAAGUGUACACCAGCGCCGAGUGUUCCCUGGUCACUCACGUUGUCGCCGAUUACGCGAGAGCCAGGAUGCGCGUACUCGAGUCGAACUUCCCGGAUUACAUGCAGGGAUCGGUCGGAUGCGGCGCAACACAGGCGUUGAGCGUGAUGUGAUCGAGAAUUGUAGACUAGACUUUUAAUAAAUUGUAGGCUAGGACUCUAAUAAAAUUCGAAUUUAUUUAUUCGCAAAACGAGAUUCGAUUUUACGUCUCGUAAUCGUAAUUUUUCACUCUUGCUCCACCGAGGAGAACGAUCUUUUCGAUCGCGAGAGUGUUCCACGCCAAUGCGUCGAACAGGCUAUAAAUCGAGAUGCAAAUCGCUUUAUCGUCUGGUUCGCCACGUAUGUAUGUCCCGCGCUGAGAAAAAAAAGGGAAAAGAACGGAACCUUUCUCUCUUACAAUUACUUGUCCAUUAGUCGACAAGAGCGGGGGGGUUUCCUUCAAAUCGAUUAAUCGGCCGGUAAUUCACACACAACGUUCGAAAGAUAAAACAGAACGUUCGUUUUUCCGAGCCGCGAUAAUUGGCCAACGAUUGUUACCAUUUGUUACCAUUGCUAAUAACAGCUCGUGGAAUGCUUGAAAAUUAUCGUGACAUUGAGAUUAUCAUUCGCUCAGUGAUAUAAUUACAAAGGAGAAAACGCGUAUAUUUUUUUUUUCUUUUUUUGAAAAUCGAUAUUCGGAAACGAUUGCAAGUGAAAGUUCGUUCCAUAUUAUUGUUACGCACUUGUGGCUCGUCCCCUCCGUUAAUUCCUUUCGUAUUAAUUACCGCUUACUGUGUAAACUAUCGACAAUGAUUCCGGCAUGGAAAGUAUCUUUAUCUAGCAUUCGUUACUUGGAAUUCAUUAUAUGGCGAUAAAAUCUGAAGCAAAACGUAUCAAUUAACGUUUAAUAAUUUCGAGACCGAUUACUUUGUCGUACGGCAUUUCAAUCUUUCUGCUAAGCUUUCAAAAUCAUUUCAGUCUGGAAUAAAUGAAACGAAACAUCGUGAGCAGUUUAAUGAUAUCGUUCGAUGCUAAUUGGUCCACGAUCGAAGUUACGUUACGCUCGGAUCACGAUUUCGUUUAAUUAGCCUUAAAGUUGCUUACGUUAUCAAAACAUGCUUAUGCUUGAGAAGGAAUGAUAGUUGAGCUGAGUCAAGUGGUUUUUCAAUUCAGAUACGUUACGAAAUUCCACUUGUGUAGAGGUUAUGCGAUUUAAAUGGUCCGUAUAUUUCUCUUCGUUAAACUUUGUUCUGAUCGCUCGAAAAUUAAACUCGUGGCUGAAAGUUUUACUGAAAAAAAAACGUUAAAAAUUCGUUAAAGCUUUCUAUAAAUAUGUCGUUAGUUUGGAAUUGUACUAAUUGCAGGGAAAUCGAGUGAUCGAGAAGAAAUCUUACGAAUGCCUUUCUCGCGUAAGCGAUCGAUCGCUUCUAAAUUUGGUUCCUUCGAUUUCACUAGAGUAACUUGUGGUUGUUAAAAGGAGAGGAAAAAACGGAAUUAGAAUCGUUGUGGUGUUCCACAUUCCUGUUUCUCCGAAGUCGGCUCAACGUGAUUGAGGUCUGUGAGGUCGUUGAUUGUAUAAUAUAUUUGUCCAAUUCCGAGCGUCGUGCAUUUUACAUUCGAAUAGCGUAAACAGAUUUUAAAUUUAUCGCGAAAAAUUUGUUAGAAAUUAUAAAAAUUCUGUACUUGGCAUUUCAUCUUCUUGUUUAAUUUCCUCUGAAAUGAAGCAACGUGAAUAAAUAAAUUUUCCAAGUGUCGCGCUGCUUGCUAAGCGGAAACGUUUGGUUUGGUUAGGUUUUCGUGUAUAAAUUGUAAUUGCAACAUGGCGGCGACUUAUUUCGCAACGAACCGAUCGUAGCUGUUUUUUUCUUUUCCACUUUUCAUUUUACUCUUUUUUUAUUAAAUAACUUUUUAAUAAAUAAAUUCUCGAAGUGUCGCACUGCUUGCUAAGCGGAACGUUUGGUUAGGUUAGGUUUUCGUGUUAAAUUGUAAUCGCAACAUGGCGGCGACUUAUUUCGCAACGAACCGAUCGUAGCUGUUCUUUUUCUUUUCCACUUUUCAUUUUACUCUUUUUUUUAUGAUGGAAUUCCAACAUUAAUCAAGUUUCACGGACCGUGGCGAUUAAUUAUAUCUAAUUAAUUGACAAUUGACAUUAACAUAGUGAUGUAACGAAUCGUAACUUUCGAAAGUUGUAGGAAAAUUCGAUCACACAGAAACUAUUGAAAUUCUCUCGAUAUUAUUUUGAAAUGAAUCGGUGCGAAAUUUCGUCUGGCUGGCAAAAAUGGAAGAGAAGUUUUGAACGAAUGAGCAAGUAAAAAUUUAUUCGAAUAAGAAUCUCGUUGUUAUAUAUUUAUCUAGUUAUAUUAUGCCGUAUAUAAAAGUGUUUAACAUAUCGAAUAUCUUUCAAAUGUUUUGAAUUUUUGUACAUGCACGUAUAAAAAAUUCGAAACAAAAAAAUGGUUUGAUGAUUACUUGCUUCGAAAAGUUCGUUCGAUUAAACGAAAAAAAAAAGAACGAUCCAUACAAGACGUUCAACUGAAAAAGAAAAUAUAUAUUCGAAUAAUUAUUUUAGACAAAUGUUUACUUCGAGAUCGUUCGAACAACGUCCAACUCCGAGACGAUCAAUAACAUUCAAAUUUCAAAAAAAAAAAAAAAACAAGUGACGAAAGUUUAGAAUCGACGACGCCAAAAAAAAAGACUAUUUAUCUAUUUUUUUGACAUUCCUCGAUGUUCGUCAAUUCUGCAAAAUUGCACGAAUCUUUGAAGCAGAUGUGAGAAGUUUUAUUUCCGAGAGGGCUGAAAAUUCUUCUAUCAAAAAAAGUGACACGUUUAUGGAAGCUCGUUGAUGCAAAUAACCAAAUCGCGACACGAUCAAAUGGACAAAUUAACAGAUCUUGCAAAGUGUACAACAAUAUUACUAUACAUGGUUGAAUGAUCUCUUUCGGACUUUCCAGUCCAAGUCAGCAUACGUAUGCGGCGAACGCAAUGGCGUUUCACGUUGCAGAAAAAUGAAUUGGUAACGGUGCACGUACGUUGAAUGGCUUUACGCAAACUCUGCGAGGCAACGUUCUGCAGCCAGUUCUGCACGGACAGACUCUCAGACUCGGCGAAUAAUCUGAACACAAGACGGACUUAUGCAACGGAAGUGUCCGGAUAA
This is a messenger RNA of Heterotrigona itama, 3683 nucleotides long. NCBI's taxonomy places the organism in Eukaryota, Metazoa, Arthropoda, Insecta, Hymenoptera, Apidae. The record is from the annotation of a GenBank genome assembly.